GGCACUGGGAAGCAAGGGGUACUCCAGAAGGAAGGCAAGGAUACUGGCUAGCCAGUGAAGGCGAGGAGGAGCGAAGGCGAGGGGAGGAGGCGCGGUGGGAGGAGGAGUAGAAGACAAAAGCCGAAAGCGAGGAGGGCGCCGACCGCACACUGCGGCCGAGAGAGGGACCGUCGGUGCCGCGAGUGGCGGGCACACGGAGGCGGUAGCGCGCGAAGCAUCCGGGUGGACAGUUAGCAUGGGGAAGGGAGGUAACCAGGGUGAGGGGAACACGGAACGCGAGGUUCCGAUGCCCACCUUCCGCUGGGAGGAGAUUCAGAAGCACAACCUGCGCACCGACCGGUGGCUCGUCAUCGACCGCAAGGUCUACAACGUCACCAAAUGGUCCCAGCGGCAUCCGGGGGGCCACCGGGUCAUCGGACACUAUUCGGGAGAAGAUGCUACGGAUGCCUUCCGUGCCUUCCACCUGGACCUUGACUUCGUGGGCAAGUUCUUGAAGCCCCUGCUGAUUGGUGAGCUGGCCCCCGAGGAGCCCAGCCUGGACCGUGGCAAGAGCUCUCAGAUCACCGAAGACUUCCGGGCCCUGAAGAAGACUGCCGAGGACAUGAACCUCUUCAAAACGAACCACCUGUUCUUCUUCCUCCUCCUGGCCCACAUCAUCGUCAUGGAAAGCAUCGCCUGGUUCAGCCUCUCGUACUUUGGCAAUGGCUGGAUUCCUACCCUCAUCACCGCCUUUGUUCUUGCUACCUCUCAGGCCCAAGCUGGAUGGCUGCAGCAUGACUAUGGCCAUCUUUCUGUCUAUAAGAAAUCCAGAUGGAACCACAUUGUCCACAAGUUUGUCAUUGGCCACUUAAAGGGUGCCUCCGCCAACUGGUGGAACCAUCGACAUUUCCAGCACCAUGCCAAGCCCAACAUCUUCCACAAGGACCCAGACAUAAAGAGCCUACACGUGUUUGUCCUUGGCGAGUGGCAGGCCCUCGAGUACGGCAAGAAGAAGCUGAAAUACCUGCCCUACAACCACCAGCAUGAAUACUUCUUCCUCAUCGGACCGCCGCUGCUCAUCCCUAUGUACUUCCAGUACCAGAUCAUCAUGACCAUGAUCAAACGCAGGGACUGGGUGGACUUGGCCUGGGCCAUCAGCUACUAUGUGCGUUUCUUCUACACCUACAUCCCUUUCUAUGGCAUCCUGGGAGCCCUGGUUUUCCUCAACUUCAUCAGGUUCCUGGAGAGCCACUGGUUUGUGUGGGUCACACAGAUGAACCACAUCGUCAUGGAGAUUGAUCUUGAUCACUACCGGGACUGGUUCAGCAGCCAGCUGGCAGCCACCUGUAACGUGGAGCAGUCCUUCUUCAAUGACUGGUUCAGCGGGCACCUCAACUUCCAGAUUGAGCACCACCUCUUCCCCACCAUGCCACGGCACAACUUGCACAAGAUCGCCCCACUAGUGAAGUCUCUCUGCACCAAGCAUGGCAUCGAGUACCAGGAGAAGCCACUGCUGAGGGCCCUGCUGGACAUUGUGAGUUCUCUGAAGAAGUCUGGGGAGCUGUGGCUGGAUGCGUACCUCCAUAAAUGAAGCAGCAGUCCUCAGGCACCCUCAGGGAAGGGGCACAGUUGGGGUGAUGGCCAGAGGGAGGGAAGGGCUUUUGUUCUGAAGGGUUCUCAUGAAGUGUCCGCUGGCUCACAUUCCCCAUGCUUGCUCUUUCAUCCUUUCUUGUUCUCCCCCGACCCCCAUCCUAGCCUCAUGGGGUUCCCCUGUGUCAGCCCCAGCUCUGUCCCCUCUGCUUCCCAGGCCCUUCUCCCAGAGAGCAGGAGAGAGGUGACUGGAGCAGGUGGUACAUCUCUGUCUCUGCACCUCCAGAUCCCUGGUGUAAGACUCCGCCCCUUGCAGCCUAGCCACCAGACCUUCGUCUGCACUCCCUUCUGUCCUACAGACACGCUGGGGGGCUGUGCAGCAGGGUCCAGGACUGGCCCUACACUCCCUGCUUGUUUGGGUGAAGACAUACUUUGUGUUCUGGGCGUCCUUCCCAUGGCUGGGAUUAGUCCGUAGGGUCUCCCUCCAGCCGCCCAGGGCCAGCUCAGACCUUGGUGCCCAAGGAAACGUCCUCGCACGCCCAUCAUCACAGCUCCAGGUCCUGGGGUUGUGCGGGUUCUAGUUCACCAUCUACCCAACUCCAGGGACCAAAAGGAGUGUCCCUUGUGUGGGCUCAGCAGAGGCAGUGGCCAGGUUGAAGGAGGGACUGGCCAGCCUGGAGCCCUAACCCAUCUCCCACUCUGGCCUGAUGCUUUUAAUCCUCUGGCCAGUCCCUGACGCUUGGUCUAGAGAAUGUGGACCUUGCAGGAGAGCCCCCGAGCUGCUCCCCCGGGAUAGGGCUGCCAGUCUGGCCAGCAUGGCCAGCACCUGGCUCUUUCCUAACUUUCCAAUUUUGUUUGUUUUAGAUGUUGUUGUGUUAACAUCUCCAACAGAACACUUUUUGAUAGGAGGGUGACAGAGGGCUGGGCUUUAGGACAAUCUACCUUUACCAGAUGCCCCUUGCUAGGCUCCCCUAAGGCCCUUCGGGUAGAGCUGGGCUUCGCCAUCAAGGCCACAGUAUAAGCUGCGGCUUGAGGCUGCUGCUCUCAGGGCAGGAAAAACAGGGUGGGGUGGGGUGUCUCAGGAGGGCUGUUGGGGGUACCCAGCGAGGAUCAAGCAGGAGUGUAGAGGGAAGGGGAGGUCAGGGAGGCUGAGGGCAUGAGGGAAGUGUUUUGGCGGGUGGGAGGGGGGAUGUCGGCUGUAUCAGGAGGGGACCCAUGCUGUGUCAUUCUGAGAUCUAACUGACUAACCAAUAUUUAAAUCGGAGGAAGGGGGCUUGGCCUGCACUGGAGAAGCCCUCCAGGAUGCCCAGCCAAGAGAGACCAGCUGCUGUUACUCCACAGAGGCAAAGAACCCACAAGAAGCUGAUCAUAAUUUGUAUCACAUUGUUUCCCCACCUCUACUUUUUUUGGGAAAUAAAAAAAAAGUAAUUUUA
Molecule: messenger RNA, 3002 nt
Organism: Peromyscus californicus insignis
Lineage: Eukaryota; Metazoa; Chordata; Mammalia; Rodentia; Cricetidae
Gene: Fads2
Product: fatty acid desaturase 2
Exons: 12
Coding region: 236-1570 (444 amino acids)
Biological process (GO): lipid metabolic process
Cellular component (GO): membrane
Molecular function (GO): oxidoreductase activity, acting on paired donors, with oxidation of a pair of donors resulting in the reduction of molecular oxygen to two molecules of water
Source: RefSeq, a predicted model, not a curated record